Messenger RNA from Cynocephalus volans (Philippine flying lemur), 1853 nucleotides. It is a transcript of the gene GABRA4, whose product is annotated as gamma-aminobutyric acid type A receptor subunit alpha4. The transcript is spliced from 9 exons. The record is from RefSeq and is a predicted model, not a curated record. Gene Ontology annotation, molecular function: GABA-A receptor activity; GABA-gated chloride ion channel activity; inhibitory extracellular ligand-gated monoatomic ion channel activity. NCBI's taxonomy places the organism in Eukaryota, Metazoa, Chordata, Mammalia, Dermoptera, Cynocephalidae. The coding region runs from base 189 to 1853 and encodes 554 amino acids. Gene Ontology annotation, biological process: synaptic transmission, GABAergic; chloride transmembrane transport; regulation of postsynaptic membrane potential. Gene Ontology annotation, cellular component: GABA-A receptor complex; postsynapse; plasma membrane.
ACAGGUCCCGCCUCCCCGGGCCGCGUGCACACACACGCCCACCGCGGCUCGGGCCGGCGGAGCGCGGGCGAGAGUGAGCGCCACUGUGCGCCCGCCGCGGAGCCGCUCUGCCCGCUCCUCGCACCCUGCCCAGGGCAUCUCGAGAGCCUGGAAACGUGAACAGGCUUAAAGUAUGGCAUGUGGCAAAGAUGGUUUCUGCCAAGAAGGUACCCGCGAUCGCGCUGUCCUUCGGGGUCAGUUUCGCCCUCCUGCGCGUCCUGUGCCUGGCGGUUUGUUUAAACGAAUCCCCAGGACAGAACCAAAAGGAGGAGAAAUUGUGCCCGGAAAAUUUUACCCGCAUCCUGGACAGUUUGCUCGAUGGUUAUGACAACAGGCUGCGUCCUGGAUUUGGGGGUCCUGUUACGGAAGUGAAAACUGACAUAUAUGUCACCAGCUUUGGACCUGUUUCCGAUGUUGAAAUGGAAUACACAAUGGAUGUGUUCUUCAGACAGACGUGGAUUGACAAAAGACUGAAAUACGAUGGCCCCAUUGAAAUUUUGAGAUUGAAUAAUAUGAUGGUAACAAAAGUAUGGACCCCUGAUACUUUUUUCAGGAAUGGAAAGAAAUCUGUCUCACAUAAUAUGACAGCUCCAAACAAGCUUUUUAGAAUCAUGAGAAAUGGCACUAUCUUAUACACAAUGAGACUCACCAUAAGUGCGGAGUGUCCCAUGAGAUUGGUGGAUUUCCCCAUGGAUGGUCAUUCAUGCCCUUUGAAAUUUGGGAGUUAUGCAUAUCCGAAGAGUGAGAUGAUCUAUACCUGGACAAAAGGUCCUGAGAAAUCAGUUGAAGUGCCAAAGGAGUCUUCCAGCUUAGUUCAAUAUGACUUGAUUGGGCAAACCGUAUCAAGUGAAACCAUCAAAUCAAUUACUGGUGAAUAUAUUGUUAUGACGGUUCACUUCCACCUCAGACGGAAGAUGGGUUAUUUUAUGAUUCAGACGUAUAUUCCAUGCAUUAUGACAGUGAUUCUUUCUCAAGUUUCAUUCUGGAUAAAUAAAGAAUCGGUUCCAGCUAGGACUGUAUUUGGAAUAACCACAGUCCUCACCAUGACCACACUAAGCAUCAGUGCACGGCAUUCUUUGCCCAAAGUGUCCUAUGCUACUGCCAUGGAUUGGUUCAUAGCUGUCUGCUUUGCUUUUGUAUUUUCGGCCCUUAUUGAGUUUGCUGCUGUCAACUAUUUCACUAAUAUUCAAAUGGAAAAAGCCAAAAGGAAGACAUCAAAACCCCUUCAGGAAAUUCCAGCUGCUCCAGUGCUGAGAGAAAAGCAUCCUGAAGCACCUCUGCAGAAUACACAUGCCAAUUUGAGCAUGAGAAAAAGAACAAAUGCUUUGGUUCACUCUGAAUCUGAUGUUGGCAACAGAACUGAGGUGGGAAACCAUUCGGGCAAAUCUUCUACGGUUGUUCAAGAAUCUUCUGGAGCCACACCUCCGUCUUGCUUAGCUUCCAGUCCGAACCCAUUCAGCCGUGCAAGUGCAGCUGAGACUAUAUCUGCUGCAAGAGCACUUCCACCCGCUUCUCCUGCUCCUAGUCGAACUGGGUAUGUGUCCCAGCCAGCUUCAGUUGGAUCUGCUUCUACUCACCGUACUUUUGGAUCAAGGCUGGAGCGGAUUAAAACCACUGUUAAUACUAUAGGGGCUUCUGGGAAGUUGUCAGCCGCUCCCCCUCCUUCUGCUCCACCACCUUCUGGAUUUGGCACAAGUAAAAUAGACAAAUAUGCCCGUAUUCUCUUUCCAGUCACAUUCGGGGCAUUUAACAUGGUCUAUUGGGUUGUUUACUUAUCUAAGGACACUAUGGAGAAAUCAGAAAGUCUAAUGUAA